AAUCCAAAUUUGAAGGGCAACAUUUGGUGCGCGGCUGAGCUCCCCUGCAAUUUACUCCAGCAGUCAGGGGCAUUUUGGUCAAAUAGCGCUUCCUCUCUUUCAGGUGCGCCAAAAUCGCGACUAUACCACACGCCAUAUAUAAAAACCCUAAUGGUUAACUCCGAGAUCUUUCUCUCCAGAACUUGUUUUUUCUUGAUUCUCUCUCUCUCUCUCUCUCUCUCUCUCUCUCCCUUCAACUCCUAGCAUUGUCAUUACAGACCCCCAAGAAUCUCAAUCUCUCUCUCUCUCUCUUUUGCUUUCUGCUUCGAGAUCAUCGAUUCCACUUUUGAUUUCUCUCUGUCAAUCUCUCUCUUCGAUUUUGUUUCCGAAAUCCGAGGAAAAGGGUCAGAUCUUUUGAAAGGACAUGUGUGGCGGAGCUAUCAUCUCCGACUUCAUUCCGACGAGCCGCUCCCGCAGGCUCACCGCUGAGUACCUCUGGCCUGAUCUCAAGAAGCCAGCUGCUGCUUCCAGAAAUGGCUACUCCAAGUCCUUGAGGUCGGAGAUCGUGGACGUUGAUGACGACUUCGAGGCCGACUUUCAGGUUUUUAAGGACGAGUCCGACGGUGAGGAAGGGGAUGUCAAGCCUUUUGUUUUCUCCGCUGCUCCUAAAUCUUGCAUCUCUCGUGGCUCUACAACUAUAAAGCCAGUGGAGUUCAAUGGGCAGGCUGAGAAAAAUGCUAAGAGAAAGAGGAAGAAUCAGUAUAGGGGAAUUCGACAGCGCCCAUGGGGUAAAUGGGCCGCUGAAAUUCGUGACCCAAGAAAAGGGGUCCGUGUCUGGCUUGGAACUUUCAACACCGCAGAAGAAGCUGCAAGAGCCUAUGAUGCAGAGGCGCGAAGGAUCCGUGGCAAGAAGGCGAAGGUGAAUUUCCCAGAUGAAACUCCACCUGCUCCUAAGCGUAGUGUUAAGGCAAACCCACAGAAACUACUACUAGCGAAAACGGGUCCUAUAUCUUGUCAGCCUAAUCUUAAUCAGAAUUUUAAUUUCCUGAACAACCCAGAGCAAGAGUACUAUGAUAAUCUGGGUUUCAUGGAAGAGAAACCCCCUGCUAAUCCUCUUGCCUACGCCGAAAACUUCUCUGCUGGGGAGCAGGUUGGAUUCAAAUCAGAUGCUCCUCCCAUGUAUUUUAAUUCAGAUGAAGGGAGUAACUCCUUUGAUUGUUCUGACUUUGGAUGGGGUGAACAAGGCCCAAAGACUCCAGAAAUCUCAUCUGUUUUCUCAGCUGCUGUGGACAGUGAUGAAUCUGAAUUUAUGCAAGAAUUGAACCCAAAGAAGAAACUGAAGUCUAUGCCUGAGGAUGUGGCACCAGUUGAAGAAGUUUCUCCCAAGAAGCUGUCUGAGGAGCUGUCCGCUUAUGAAUCUCAGAUGAAGUUAUUCCAGAUCCCAUAUCUGGAAGGGAAUUGGGAUUCUUCACUGGAUACUUUCCUUGCAGGUGGAGACACAACUCAGGAUGGUGGAAAUCCAGUAGACCUUUGGAGCUUUGAUGACUUUAGCCCCACGGUGGGGGGAGUUUUCUAAGCAAAAUUUGCCGCUGCCUGUUUAUGUAAAUAAGAGCUAAAUGAAUGGUUUGUCAAAAAUCAGUUCUGAGGUGGUGCAUAAACUGGUGAACAUGCUUAAUGCUUUGGAUGGGGGAGUGCUGGUCUCAGGCGGCUAGCUAGCUUUUGUUUUAAGGGAGUACAUAGGUAUUUAAUUAGGCUUAGUCUUGCUGUUUUGAACUGAUGUGAUUUGGAAUUUGGUGACGAUGUCUGUUCUGUUUUUGAUGAUAUGUUAUAAGUACUUGGGACUUGAUAAAUGCCAACUCAAGUGUUUGUUAA
This is a messenger RNA of Malania oleifera, 1851 nucleotides long. Its product is annotated as ethylene-responsive transcription factor RAP2-12-like. Gene Ontology annotation, biological process: regulation of DNA-templated transcription; ethylene-activated signaling pathway. The transcript has 3 exons. Gene Ontology annotation, molecular function: DNA binding; DNA-binding transcription factor activity. The coding region runs from base 404 to 1555 and encodes 383 amino acids. Lineage: Eukaryota; Viridiplantae; Streptophyta; Magnoliopsida; Santalales; Ximeniaceae. The record is from RefSeq and is a predicted model, not a curated record.